CUUUUUCUGUGUUUAAUUACAAAUUACGAUCUCAUUUCAAAUUUCAAAAUCAAAAGUCUCUCUUUUUUCUCUCCCAUUGCAAAGCUCUGAAACUCUGCUCUCCCAAACUCCAUUGUUCUUCCUUCCAUGCUAAACUAUGUCUCUUCUCAGCCGAUUCUUCUACAAGCGUCCCCCUGAUGGCUUACUCGAAUUUGCAGACAGAGUCUAUGUAUUCGAUUCCUGCUUCUCCACCGAAGCCCUCCCAGAGGGAAUGUACCAGCUCUACCUCCGCCAAAUUCUCUCCGACCUCCACGAAGACUUCCCGGAAUCUUCCUUCCUCGCACUCAACUUCCGCGACGGUGACUCACGCAGCCGCUUCUCGCGCCUCCUGUGCGAACUCGACGCCACUGUCAUCGACUAUCCGAAGCAGUACGAGGGCUGCCCCCUCCUCCCCCUCUCCCUCCUCCACCACUUCCUCCGCCUCUGUGACACCUGCCUCGCCGACCCCGCCACCGUGAUCUUGUUCCACUGUGAGCGCGGCGGCUGGCCCCUCCUCGCCUUUCUCCUUGCUGCUUUCCUCGUUUUCCGGAAGGCGCAGAGUGGGGAGCGGAAGAUUCUGGAGAUGGUUCACAGGGAGGCGCCGAAGGGGCUGCUGCAGCUGCUGUCGGCGCUCAACCCGAUGCCGUCGCAGCUGCGUUAUGUGCAGUAUGUGGCUCGGAGGAACAUUGGCGCGGAGUGGCCGCCGCCGGAGAGGGCGCUGUCUCUGGACUGUGUAAUACUCAGAGGGGUUCCUGGGUUUGAUGGGGGGAAUGGGUGCAGGCCGUUGUUUAGGAUUUUUGGGAGGAAUUUGCUUAGUAAAGGCGGCCUUUCCACGCGGAUGAUUUAUAAUAUGCAUAAGAAGAAGAAGACUUUGAGGCACUACAGACAGGCAGACUGUGAUGUGAUUAAGAUUGAUAUUCAAUGCUUAGUGCAAGGGGAUGUGGUUUUGGAGUGCGUGCAUUUGGAUUUGGAUCCGGAGAGGGAGGUGAUGAUGUUUCGAGUGAUGUUCAAUACAGCAUUCAUUCGGUCAAACAUUUUGAUGCUGAAUGCUGAGAACUUGGACAUUCUGUGGGAUUCGAAGGAGCGGUAUCCAAAGGGCUUCCGGGCUGAGGUAUUGUUUGGGGAGGUUGAAAACAUAAGUCCUCAAAGGGCUCCCACAAGUAUUUUAGAUGGUGAGGUGAAAGGUGGAUUACCCAUUGAGGCAUUUUCAAGGGUUCAAGAACUUUUCAGUGGUGCAGAAUGGAUUGACAGUGGUGAUUCUGCUGCUGUAUGGCUUCUUAAGCAGCUUACAGUCUUAAACGACGCCAAAGAGUUUUCAAGGUUUCAGGGUAGAGGAAGUUGGUAUUCAUCUCCUGCUGACUCUGAAGAAGAAAAUAAUGAGUCGAGCACUGCUGAUAGUUCAGACGAGGCCUUUGAUGUUAUUCCCAGGUCUUAUGCUGAUCCUUCAAAAUUAUUUACAUCUGACACACCUGAUUUGGUCCAUUUAACUUUUGAAAACAACGGUGGAGAUUAUGUAAAUCUAACUUCAAGAACACCUGAUCAGUCACUAACCGAUGAUGUUUCAUUGCCUCACCAUGCUCUAACUAAGGAAACUUCUCCUUGUUUGUCUCCACCGUCACCUUCACAUUUUCCCGCUAUUCAACCUCUACCGACACUUCCACCUCAAUCAUCAAUACCUAUACAGCCAAGUUUAGCUCCUCCCCAUCCUCCCCCACCUCCCCCACCUCCGCAUCCAUUAGUUCAGGAUCUGAACAAUGCUUCUACAUUGCCUUCACCUCCUCCUCCACCCCCUCUCCCUCCUAUAGGUGGGGAUGCCAAUAGCACUCCUGGUUUACCUCCAUCUGUACAAACAAGUUCAGCCCCUCCACCACCUCCUCCUCCCCCACUUGCACUUGGACCUGUACAAACAACUUUAGUCCCACCACCUCCUCCUCCUCCACCACCAGGUACUGAGGGAACAAAUUCAGUCCCACCACCUCCGCCUCCACCUCCCCCUUCAGGUCCUUUGCGAACAGAUUUGGCCCCUCCACCUCCACCACCUCCUCCUCCUCCUUUAGGUCCUAUCCAAACAGGUUCAGCCCCACCACCACCACCACCUCCACCUCCACCUCCUUUAGGAUCUGAUCAAACAGGUUCAGCUCCACCACCACCACCUCCACCUCCUCUAGGUCCUGCACAAACAAGUUCAGUUCCACCUCCACCUCCACCUCCUUCAGGUCCUACAGAAUUAGGUUCUUUACCCCCACCACCUCCAGGUCUUGUACAAACAGGUUCUGCUCCACCACCACCUCCACCUCCUCCAGGUCCUAUACAAACUGGUUCAGCUCCACCUCCACCUCCACCUCCUCCUCCUCCAGGUCAUGUGCAAAUAGGUUCAGCUCCACCUCCACCUCCACCUCCUCCAGGUCCUGUACGAACAGGUUCAGCUCCACCACCACCUCCACCUCCCCCAGGUGCUGUACAAACAGGUUCAGCCCCACCACCACCACCACCUCCUCCUCCAGGUCCAGUACGAACAGGUUCAACUCCACCACCACCUCCUCCUCCUCCAGGUCCUGUACGAGCAGGUGCAGGUCCACCACCACCUCCACCUCCUCCAGGUCCUGUACGAACAGGUUCAGCCCCUCCACCACCUCCUCCUCCAGGUCCUAUACGAGCAGGUUCAGCUCCAUCACCACCACCUCCGCCAAGUGUACAAACAGGUUCAGCUCCUCCACCACCACCACCAUUGGCACCAAGGCCCCCAGGUGCUCCUCCUCCUCCUCCACCUGGUCGUGGUGCAUCUCCAAUGCCACCUGCACUUACAGCCACUAGUGUGGCACCACCUCCUGGCAAAGCUUCAACAACAAAUGUUGGUAGAGGUCGUGGUACUGGUGUUACUGCUAAUGCUCCAAAGAAAACUUUGCUAAAACCCCUACACUGGGUGAAAGUCGCUCGAGCAGCCAAGGGAAGUCUAUGGGCUGAUUCACAGAAACAGGACAGUGGAACAAGGGCCCCUGAGAUAGAUAUAUCAGAACUUGAGACCCUGUUUUCAGCAGCAUCUACUUCUGAUGGGAGUAGUACUAGAGGAGGAGUUCGGCGUGGUCCUAAUAUUAACAAGCCGGAGAAAGUACAACUGGUUGACUUGCGUAGAGCAUAUAAUUGUGAAAUAAUGCUCUCUAAAAUCAAAAUUCCUUUGCCAGAUAUGCUUAAAGCUGUACUGGCAUUGGAUUCUUUGGUUCUUGAUAUUGAUCAGGUUGAGAAUCUCAUCAAGUUCUGUCCAACAAAGGAAGAGAUGGAAAUGUUAAAGAAUUAUGCAGGAAACAAGGAAAUGCUUGGAAAGUGUGAACAGUUUUUUAUGGAGCUGAUGAAGGUUCCGCGUGUGGAAUCUAAAUUAAGGGUUUUUGCUUUUAAAAUCACCUUUUCUUCUCAGGUGAACGAUUUGAAGGUAAAUUUGAACACAAUCAACAAUGCAGCCAGAGAGGUGAAAGAAUCUGGGAAAUUGCGUCAAAUAAUGCAGACUAUUCUUACUCUGGGAAAUGCCUUGAAUCAAGGAACAGCACGGGGAUCAGCUGUUGGAUUCAAAUUGGAUAGCCUUCUUAAAUUAUCUGACACUCGUGCAAGAAAUAAUAAAAUGACUUUAAUGCAUUAUUUGUGUAAGCUUCUUGCUGAGAAAAUGCCAGAACUGCUAGAUUUUGAUAAGGAUCUUGUCCAUUUGGAAGCAGCUUCUAAGAUUCAACUAAAAGCAUUGGCCGAGGAAAUGCAAGCUGUGAGUAAAGGUUUAGAGAAAGUUGAGCAAGAACUCGCUGCUUCUGAAAAUGAUGGUGCCAUAUCAACAGGAUUUCGUAAGGUGUUGAAGAAUUUUCUUGAUAUUGCUGAAGCUGAUGUGAGGUCCCUUAUAUCAUUGUAUUCUGAAGUGGGAAGAAGUGCAGACUCUUUGUCCCAAUACUUUGGAGAGGAUCCAGCUAGAUGCCCCUUUGAACAAGUGACACAAAUCCUUGUUGUCUUUGUCAAGAUGUUCAACAAGUCAAGGGAGGAGAAUGAAAGGCAAGCAGAUGCUGAAAAGAAGAAAUUAGAGAAAGAAGCCUUGAAGGAAAAGGCCGCAAAUAAUUCACAUUCCAAAAGAGACGUGAUUCGGUAGAAACUUUGAACAUCUAACAACAAAGUUGCAGGGGUACUUUCAAUUCUAACACUGCAUUUCAAAUUUUGGACGGUCUCAAAUGCAAUUCUUGCAUUGCAUGCACCAUUAGGAUUAUUCCUUCAAUAUAGAUCAUGGUGGCCGUUGGUCGCAAGUGGUUGAGUUCCUGCAUUUGGAUGAAUGUGCAUCUUCCAUUGUUCUGCACUGCUGCUAAAGGAGACUGGUGGUCUUUUGUAAUUAUACCACAAGGCAACUGAUAUAGAAAAUUCAUGUUUUCUUCCUCUUUAAAGUAUAGGGGCCAUGUAUAAAUUUUUGAAGUUCAAUUUUUCUUGUGCUUUAGAUCAUUGCACAUACACUUUCUCAAUUUGUAAUCAAGAUACAGAUUAUUUUUGUAACUAGAAAGCACUUUAGAUAUAUGAUAA
Vigna angularis (adzuki bean) is the source of this 4557-nucleotide messenger RNA. RefSeq names its product formin-like protein 14. The record is from RefSeq and is a predicted model, not a curated record. The transcript has 17 exons. NCBI's taxonomy places the organism in Eukaryota, Viridiplantae, Streptophyta, Magnoliopsida, Fabales, Fabaceae. The coding region runs from base 137 to 4138 and encodes 1333 amino acids.